CUCUCCGGGCACACCCUUCGGUCAAGCGUGGGGCACCUCUGCGGCGGGGCGGCGCACCGAUACACCGUCGCAGCUGCCCACUUCGAGCCGCCCAAGCAUGAUUAAGGACAAGCGCCUUCGGUGGAAGGUGAUCCAGGCGAUGGGCCCGCUGCUGCCCAUCCCGCUGGGUUGCUACUUCCUGUACAAGGCGAUCAAGUCCUUCAACCGCUCGCCUCCUCCGUACCACACAGACAUGCAGCGGCCGCUCUACCCGGAGCCGGUCUACAAGGGCAUCUCCUUCGCGCCCAGCACCUUCGCGAGCAACAUGACGUCGCGGGAGGGCCGCUGCCGCUGUCGCAGCUUCCCGCGGUCGCAGCGUUGCGCUGGCCUCGCCUGGCAGCUAGCUGCAUUCCGUCAGUGCUUGCAGACCUGCUGAUGUGACUCUCCUUCUUGCUUCUUACGUGCGUGUGGAUGGUGCGGCGUGAGCCUCGCCGGCCCACUGGAGGGCACGGAUCUCAGUGCGGCAUCCUGAGUGCGGAUGCGACUGUUUGAUGCAGUGAGGGCCUCCCGAGGCGAGCUCGUGUCUCGACGAACGAGCGGGCGGCCCGGAGACACGAACGGCUCACGGCUCACAUAUGCGGAGCACCAGUAGUCUUUUUCUUUUCCGUGCGAAAGAAAGCAA
Messenger RNA from Emiliania huxleyi CCMP1516, 661 nucleotides. RefSeq lists its product as hypothetical. The record is from RefSeq and is a predicted model, not a curated record. The coding region runs from base 98 to 415 and encodes 105 amino acids. Lineage: Eukaryota; Haptophyta; Isochrysidales; Noelaerhabdaceae. The transcript has 3 exons.